AUGAAGUUCAUCCAGGCUCUAAACGCCCUGCUGGUGGGCUUGACUAAGGCCAAGGCUGCUAGCCACAGCUCCAACUCACUCGUCUCAGCGGCUGGCGAUAUCGCGAUCAUUCCUGGCUGGAACCUGCGAUCUAGCCUCUAUGUAUCGACAAACAGCUCCCAUUUAUCUCAACCUGGGGUUGAUGCCUCUGAUUGGCAUCGGGUCGGCCCACGCGGAACCGUUCUGGCCGGCCUGAUCGAGAGCGGCGUAUACAGCGAUGAGCAGCUGUUCUUCGUAGACAAUUUGAAUAGCUUGGCCACCAAUUUGUCCUUUCGCUGCCCAUGGAUUUAUAGAGAAGAGUUCGCCAUGACACCAGACCAGGACCAGUACUUCACACUGUAUACGCACGGGAUCACUUCCAAAGCGGACCUUUAUCUCAAUGGUGCGAUGAUCGUUGGGAGCGAUGAGCAACAGGGCUCAUAUGGAGGUCGUCAAUACAAUGUGACCGGAAGUAUUCGGCACGGGACGAACUGUUUACUCAUUGAAGCCUAUCAAACCGACUAUCUUCGUGAUUUUGCCAUGGGGUUUGUGGACUGGAAUCCGUAUCCGCCAGACAACGGCACCGGCGUUUGGCGUAAUGUUGAGAUUAAGCAGUCAGGGCCCGUCUCGAUGUCGCCCUUCCGCGUGGUGACCGAGUUAAAGAGUUUGGCAGAUACCAAAAAGGUCCAACUUACGCUAUUCACCGACUUGGUCAACCAAAGCCAGAGAAAAAUUCAAGUGACCGUAAAGGGAACCAUCAUUUCUCCACUGGGAUCUACAGCUAGCCCCGUCGCUCGGUCGAUUCAUCUGGGCCCCGAAGAGAGAAAGACCAUAUCAAUCCCAGCGACCAUUGAAAAUGCGGCAAUCUGGUGGCCGGCCCGAUGGGGUGAUCAGCGACUCUAUACUGUGCAAGGAAAAGUGAUCAUCGAGGAUUCAAAGAAGACAGUGUCCGACAGGUCACGCCCGCAACAGUUCGGGAUACGGAAGGUAUUUUCGAGGGUGAACGAACACAACGACACGGCCUUCUUUGUCAAUGACCGACCGUUUCAAGUGAUGGGUGGAGGCUACGGACCCGAUAUGUUCUUGCGAUUUGAGAAGACUCGCAUACUCAAGAUAUUCGAAUACAUGCUCGACAUCGGGCUUAACACUCUGCGCUUGGAAGGUAAGCAGGAGCAUCCCGAGCUCUACGAGCUGGCGGACCAGAUGGGCAUCAUGAUACUUGCUGGUUGGGAGUGCUGCGACAAGUGGGAAGGCUGGGAGUAUAAUGAUGAUGCCAACGGCGUCAAGUGGAUGGAGUCGGACUACCCGAUUGCCCAGGCUGCAAUGCUUCACGAAGCAGAGAUGAUGCAAACUCAUCCAUCAAUGCUCGGGUUUCUGAUCGGUUCUGACUAUUGGCCCAACGAUCAGGCCACACAGAUUUACCUGGAAGCACUGAGACAAAUGAAUUGGGACAACCCUGUCAUAGCAUCUGCCAGCCAGCGCGACUAUCCAGAGGCCCUGGGACCUUCGGGGAUGAAGAUGGAUGGUCCAUAUGACUGGGUACCUCCCAACUAUUGGUAUGGCGACCGAGAAGGGGCUGCAUUUGGAUUCGGCUCGGAGCUCGGAGCAGGCGUAGGAACACCCGAGUUGAGCAGCCUCAAGAGAUUCCUGUCGAACGAGGAACUCGAGAUCCUCUGGAGACAACCAAAAGCGACGCAGUUCCAUAUGUCCCGGUACGACUCCCAAUUCUACGACCGCUCAAUUUACAAUUCUGCUCUUUUUGCGCGAUACGGGGAGCCCGUUGAUCUGGAAGAUUACCUCCUGAAAUGUCAAAUGGCCGACUAUGAAGCAACUCGCGCGCAGUUCGAGGCCUACUCUGCCAAGCAGAAUGCAUCACGAUCUGCCACAGGAUCAAUCUACUGGAUGCUGAAUAGCGCAUGGCCAAACCUUCACUGGCAGCUGUUUGAUUACUAUCUGAUUCCAAUGGGAGCUUACUUUGGUGCCAAAGUGGGCAAUCGGAUGGAACACGUCGCCUAUGAUCAUGAGAAAGAAACAGUGUGGUUGAUCAAUCACUCUUUGGAAUCGAAAGGCGAGAGGCAACUCAUGAUCGAUCUCAUCGAUAUCAACGGAACGGAUAUUUCAAGUAUCGUAUUCAAGACAGAAACUUCUCCCAGCUCAUCAAAAGGGGUGGGACGUCCAGGCGGCAUUGAUCAAAUCCAAGAUCUUGCAUUUUUGCGACUGACACUUCGUGACACCAACACGAGCCAAGACCUUAGUCGAAAUGUAUACUGGCUCACAUCCCAAAGUGACGUGCUUGACUGGGACAACUCGGCAUGGUACACCACGCUAGUCACCAAAUAUUCGAAUUUUCAACCGCUGCAGAGCGUUCCCAACGCAAUAGUGAAAGCCACGGCGCAUAAAGCAAAGGUCAAGGGUCCUCACGGCCACGCGAAUGUUGACAUUCAACUGGAGAACGUAUCCGACCGUCCAGCUGUGUUCCUGAGAUUGACCGUGAUCAAUUCAUCAGACCAGACAGCGAUUGCCCCUGUGUUCUGGUCAGAUAACUAUGUAACGCUUUGGCCGAAAGAAAGCGUGAGUGUCUCAGUGCUGUUCGAAGGGGACUUGGAUGGGGCAGUAUUUGAGCUGUCUGGUCGGAAUGUUCAGAAAGCACAGUUCACGUGCCUCGGCGGAAGCAACUGA
This is a messenger RNA of Penicillium diatomitis, 2697 nucleotides long. Its product is annotated as putative glycosyl hydrolase. Gene Ontology annotation, biological process: carbohydrate metabolic process. The record is from RefSeq and is a predicted model, not a curated record. The transcript is spliced from 2 exons. NCBI's taxonomy places the organism in Eukaryota, Fungi, Ascomycota, Eurotiomycetes, Eurotiales, Aspergillaceae. Gene Ontology annotation, molecular function: hydrolase activity, hydrolyzing O-glycosyl compounds. The coding region runs from base 1 to 2697 and encodes 898 amino acids.